Messenger RNA from Ruditapes philippinarum (Manila clam), 854 nucleotides. Its product is annotated as prominin-1-like. Gene Ontology annotation, cellular component: membrane. The transcript is spliced from 4 exons. NCBI's taxonomy places the organism in Eukaryota, Metazoa, Mollusca, Bivalvia, Venerida, Veneridae. The record is from RefSeq and is a predicted model, not a curated record. Bases 282 to 854 code for a protein of 190 amino acids.
AAAAUCUAUCGUGAUAAGGGAGUAGUUGUGCUUUAUAAGAGAUAUGUUUUAAAUGUUCACUGUUUCCGUCCAGAUACUACUGACGGUUUGAAGUACAUGAGUAAACAUUGCAGUUCUUUGUAAAAAUCAGAGACAAAAACUAAAUUAAAGAAUCAGCCUUAGCAGAAGGUCGUUUGUAGCAUAAGAGAGAAUAGAAAGACAUAGAAAAAUACAAAAAACUACUUACUAACUUAAUAAACAAUUCUUUAAGGAAAAUAUUUAAGUUUUAUUUUAACUUUAACAUGGAUUGGAGAUUUUACAGUUUUGCAGUACUUUUGUAUUUUCUAAGUUCGCACGUACAGGUGGCGGAUGGAGUUACCCAGAAAAUACAACUGGAUCCGUUACCAGUAGCACCCGAGUAUAAAGCAUCUAGUGUCGAGUACAGCGAUGGCGGGAUGGGACCUAUGUUCGAUUUUGCUCGUAGCUUCAUAAAUACUGCACUUCCUGGCGGCUUCCCGGCGGACUUUAUAAAUGAGACGAUAACUAACAUGGGAUCUCAAGAUAUGCUACAGCUUGCUCAGAAGCUUCUGAAUGAGUUUAAAGGUUACGUCGCUGCAAUUGUUGUCGGACUGUUAUUUAUAAUAACAGUGCCACUUGUUGGCGCGUGCUUCUGCUGUUUGUCGUCUGUUGCGGAUUUUGUGUCGGCGGAAAAAGAGUUUCAGGAAGCAACCGAUGGGAUUCACUGUAAACGUCGAGUGUUUGCGUGUUUGCUCUUUUGUCACAACAGUCUUUAUAUUGUUAAAGAUGAAAUUGGGAAUAAUAUAGGAGCCAAACUUCCUGAUUUAACAGGUAAAUUGACCAAACAGUACAUCUAA